AAAUAUAAGAUACGGGUGGUUGCGGGUAGGCCUAGUCCUUAGUCAAACUACUGAAUGUAAAUAAGAAACAAGUAGUUAGAGCCCCACGUUGUUAUUUAUUAGAGUAGAAUGUUUACUACAGAUGGUUUAUGGUCAUCAUUAAGGAAGAUGAAUGUAAUACGAAAUUUCACACCAUCAGCAAGGCUUUUGAAGAACCUGCAUACUCCUUUUCCCAGGCAAACAUGCCAGCUCAAUCUUUGUUUGCCAAAACUUUCAUAUUGGAGACCUUUUUUACGCAAGAAUUCUGUAUGGAAUGGCCCAAAGAACUUUCUUAAAACAUCUGCAAAACCCAUUGGCAUGAAAAAUGACUUGGAAAUUGACCAUGAUGGCAGCCAAGUCCUGAUCCAAUGGAAUGAAUCUGAACUGAGCAAGUACCAUAGCAUUUGGCUUCGCUGCAAUUGUCAGUGCGAUAAAUGUAUCCAGGCUCAUAGUGGACAAAAACUGAUAGAUGUUAUGUCUAUUCCAGAAAAACCAACACUUUGUUCUGCUGUAAUUCAGCCAGAUGGUAACAGUGUUCAUCUACAAUGGUUUGAAGAGCCUGAUCAUGUAGGUGUUGUAACUUUAGACUGGUUGAAGAAAAAUUGUUACUCACAACAGGCGCGUAGUAAUAGAGCAGAUAUGUGCGAAUAUAAGUUCCUCAAGGGGGAUAUAGACUAUUUUGAUUAUGAACAAGUCUCCUCCUGUAAAAAGACAUUUCUCAGAUACCUCAAAUAUUUAAAUGAAUAUGGUGUUUGCAUUAUUGAUCGAAUUCCAACUGAAAAUGACGAACAUAAAGUUAUAGAGAUUGCAGAAAGACUUGGCCCAAUUCAAAGCACUCUUUAUGGUAGUCAGAGGUUUGAUGUCAAGACUGAAGAGCGUCCAAUAAAUAUUGCGUAUAGUUCAAUGGGGAUUGAAUAUCAUAUGGACCUUGCGUACUACGAGUCUGCACCCGGAAUUCAGCUUCUUCAUUGUGUAAGAUUUGAUGACAAAGUAGUUGGUGGUGAGAGUUUUUUCCUUGAUAUAUUUUAUGUCGUUGAGGAACUGCGCAAUAGAUUUCCUGUUGAGUUUGAAACCUUGUGCACUGUGCCUGCAACCUUCCAGAAGAUACACUUUAAAAGGGAGAAUCCUGCAGCAUUUCAAUACCAAAGGCCCCAUAUCAAUGUCCAUCCAGUAACCAGACAUAUAACUGCGGUAACCUGGUCCCCUCCAUUCGAAGGAAUAUUGCAUGUUAGAGAAGAAGAUGUUGAACCAUAUUACCGUGCUUACAGAAGAUUAGCCCAACUUUUGAAAUAUUCUGAUGCAAAGAAAGAACUAAGGUUGAAACGUGGCCAGUGUGCUGUCUUUAACAACCGUCGUAUAGUGCAUGGAAGGAAGGCAUUUGAAUUAAAUGGGGGACAGAGACAUAUGAAGGGCUGCUAUGUGAACAUAGAUGAUUUCAAAAGUACUGUACAAGUGGAGCAUCUAAAACAAGGAACUGGUGAACUGGCCAGGAGAGUUGGAAACCAGUGUCUCUUUUGAAGACCAAAGUUAAUUUUAAAGAGAAAAAUAUAAUAAAUUAAAAAGUAACCUAUUUUUCAAACACUGUUAGUUCAUUUUCUAGAAUAGCGAAAAUUGUUAGGGAAUGGAACCUACAAAAUAUUUACUGUACUUUCGCGAAUAAGCGCCCCGUUUGAAUAAGCGUCCCUCUCAAAUAAUCGCCUCUCCUAGUGUAAAUAUUUUCUUAAGAGCCCUAUUUGAAUAAGAGCCCCCUCGAUUUUAUUCAUUUUUUGAAGCAAUAUCAUGUGAUUUUUUUCUUAGCAAGCCAAUAAUUUAAUCAAAUCCUGGGACUCAGGUUGGCAUGAUUUGAUCUGUAGAGUGGAUUCACAUAUUCUUCUUAUGUCAGCUUCAAAAUGAGAAUAUUUUCUCCUGGACAGAUGAGAUAAUAUCUUAAUAAUAAUAAUAAUAAUAAUAAUAAAGAUUUAUAAAGCGCACAUCUCCACCAAUGGUGCUCAAGGCGCAUAUCAAUCACCCUAGUUUGUACCAUCCUUUUACUUGACCCGACCAAUCAACUAUUGAGGAUGGGCGUAUAAGCUUUGCUUUCUGAUGACUUUCUUUCCAACUUUCCUCACUUGUCAGAGCAGAUAAAGAAGUUGAAGUUACCUUAAUUACUUUAUAGAGAAUCCGUGCGGAUCUCAUUCAGAUUUUCAAAAUUUUGAAAAGAUUUGCCUGUCAAAUGUUUUUUUCAAUUAGAUACUGUUUCGAAAACACGUGGCCAUCCACUUAAAAUUUGUAAGCAGCACUUUAAUACAAAUAUUCGAAAGUAUGCUUUUUCUAUUCGCUUGGUAAAUGAAUGGAAUGCAUUGCAAAAUAAUGUUCUUAGUAUUGACUCUUUUAACCAAUUCAAAUCUGCCCUUGCAAAAUCUCAUAUCACCCUAGUUUGUACCAUCCUUUUAUUUGACCCGACCAAUCAACUACUGAGGAUGGGCGUAUAAGCUUUGCUUUCGUCUCUACAACCAAGUAAAACUAAGCAAGUAAUACUUUUCUUUGAUGAAUAAGAAUACUGUUUCUGCCGCGAUAGCGCACUUGUUAGUGAAGAGUCCUUUGGAACAAUGCUCGGGUGCUUAAAGCAAUAUGGUAGGCCAGCUCUUUUUGUAAGUGACCUCUGACACAAAGUAGAUUUUCCUUGAUAGUGGAUCUAGCUUCCUGAGAGAGGUCCUUUUCAAGACACAAAAAGUCUCUUUUUUUUAAGUGUUUGUGCUUUGCGCUGUGCACGUAGCUCCCUUUACUGCCGCAUGUAAAUGCUGUAAGUUGGGGCGAUCAUUGCGAGUUCCCUCGGUAUUGCCUUUACCACGUCAUCUCAGAUUUUCCUUAAGUAUUUGUUGCAGCUUGUGGAAGAUUCUGUACUUUUUAAGAAGACAUUCCAUUAUGGAUGUUGGUUCAAUGACUGCAGCAUUAACAUCAGGAUCGUUGGCAGGAUCUCUUGCACCUUUGGACAGUGGACAUUAAUCCAUUGCUUGUUCCCUUUAAAUUUACAAACUGGCUGCAUCUACGCCUAUCUGACGUCACGUUGUAGUGCACUAACAUAGGCAAAGUUAUUUUUAAGGUUAACGUAAAGCAAAUUCAACCCAUGAGCGCGUUCGGAUUUGCAUAAUUCGGCAUAGACAUAGCCACUGCUUUAAAUUUAUCGAUUGUUUCCCUAAUGGGUAGGUCUGGGUUUCACCAGCUACCUACCGGUAUAUUCAAAUUUUGAAGUCAAGCAUUGAAUUCCUAAAAUUAGCAUCUUUCUGCUAUUUUGGAGACAUUAAUGUAGCACCCAGUUGGGACUACAUCUAGCUCCCAAAUACCUACUGCAGUUUUAGUCUGUAUGUUUACCAAAUUAUUUAGUAUUUAUUUAGUAUAGUUUUGUUUACAUUAGUUAUUUAGUCUUGUGCAAUAUUUCCAGGAAAAUGUAAUAUGUGUUGUUUGAUAUUUAAUAGAUUAGCAAUGGGUCUUGUGUAAUCAUAAUUUCAUGCAAGAAAAUGCAGCACCACUCUUGGCAUAUCUGAGGGGGCAAAGCUUAUUUUUAUGUUUAGCCUUGGAGGUUUUUGGAAUGUCUCUAAUGUUUAGGCUAUUAUGUACAAAAUCAGUUUUAAAUAUGUCAUUU
Messenger RNA from Anneissia japonica, 3640 nucleotides. Its product is annotated as probable gamma-butyrobetaine dioxygenase. Gene Ontology annotation, cellular component: mitochondrion. Lineage: Eukaryota; Metazoa; Echinodermata; Crinoidea; Comatulida; Comatulidae. Gene Ontology annotation, biological process: carnitine biosynthetic process. Gene Ontology annotation, molecular function: oxidoreductase activity. The transcript has 15 exons. The record is from RefSeq and is a predicted model, not a curated record. The coding region runs from base 109 to 1536 and encodes 475 amino acids.